Molecule: messenger RNA, 432 nt
Organism: Lathyrus sativus (Indian pea)
Lineage: Eukaryota; Viridiplantae; Streptophyta; Magnoliopsida; Fabales; Fabaceae
Source: the annotation of a GenBank genome assembly
AUGGGAAAAGAUGCAAAGGCGGGAGGGAAGGGUAAGGGAAAGCAGGCUGCAAGUGGAAGUGAUGAGAAUGCUUCCAAGGGAAAAGGAAAAGGUGGGAAAGCUGCAGAUGGGCUUGGUACUUGCACCUAUGUCAAAGCAAGACAUGUCUUAUGUGAGAAACAAGGUAAGAUUAACGAAGCCUACAAGAAGCUGCAGGAUGGUUGGCUUAGCAAUGGAGAUAAGGUUCCUCCGGCAGAGUUUGCAAAGGUAGCACAAGAAUAUUCUGAAUGUCCAUCAGGAAAGAAGGGUGGAGACCUUGGAUGGUUUCCACGAGGAAAGAUGGCUGGCCCAUUUCAGGAAGUUGCCUUCAACACACCUGUUGGAGCUACUAGUGCUCCUUUCAAAUCAACGCAUGGCUACCAUAUUAUCUUAUCUGAAGGAAGAAAGAACUGA